This is a messenger RNA of Dipodomys ordii (Ord's kangaroo rat), 4221 nucleotides long. RefSeq names its product zinc finger protein 585A-like. Bases 228 to 3479 code for a protein of 1083 amino acids. Gene Ontology annotation, biological process: regulation of transcription by RNA polymerase II. Gene Ontology annotation, molecular function: DNA-binding transcription factor activity, RNA polymerase II-specific; RNA polymerase II cis-regulatory region sequence-specific DNA binding. Lineage: Eukaryota; Metazoa; Chordata; Mammalia; Rodentia; Heteromyidae. The transcript has 6 exons. The record is from RefSeq and is a predicted model, not a curated record.
CUGGAAUGUCGCUGAGAGUUUUUUGUUCUGCAGUUGGCGAUGAGGGUGACACCCCCCUGCUUCUGCUGGGUGUACCUUGGGAGCUAAAACCAUAGGUGUAGUGAUUUGAGCAGGAACAUCUGGAACAAAGCCAGACAGGGUUUUUCCUGACUCCAUUUGCCUUCUCUCCCAGAAAUAAUUCCAGAAUCUUCUGUUCAUAUGUUUUGUUGACCAACAGCAAUAGCAAAAUGGAUGGAUCUCUGAGGAUGGUGUCAUUUGAGGAUGUGGCCAUUGAUUUCAGCUGGGAAGAGUGGGAGUACCUGGAUGAUGAUCAGAAAACAAUGUAUAGAGAUGUAAUGCUGGAGACCUACAGCAACCUGGUGUCCUUGGGGCACUAUGUUCCUAAAUCUAAAGUGAUUGUCAAGCUGGAGCAAGGUGCAGAGCCAUGGAUGAGAGAAGCCCCAGACAAAAAAUUAACAGAUGUCCAGGAAAUGGAUGAUGUGAUUGUGACAUGCCAGGAAAGUCCAGAUGAACAUCUAUGGGAAGUCGCUGUCCCCAAUAGCAACACAGUAGAGGAAAGUAUUAGAUUAGGAAGGACUUUUAAUUUGAGGUCAAACUCUAUGUCAGAGCUCAUUAGGAAUAAUGAGAACUACUUAGGGAUGAGGACUGAGGAGUUCACUGUGUGUCAGAACAUACUUCUCCAUAGUAAGUCUGCUGAAGCCAGGCCUCAUGUCUCUUGUAUAGUUGAAAAAUCCCUCAGACAUUUGAAGCAUUUUAGUCAACAUUAUGAGAGUCCAAAUGAGCAGAAGUAUUUUGAAUAUGGUGGAGAAGGGAAGGCAUUAACCUCAGAGACCACAUUCUUUACACAAAAUUGUUUUUUUGUGGGUGAUCCCUCCUAUAAGCAUGAUAAAUAUAGGAAAGACUAUGAAAAAUCUGCUCUCAUUGGCCAGGGAAUACCUCAUAUAGGGAGGGAAACACCUGAAUGUACUAUAUGUGGGAAAACAUUCUACGUAAGUCCUACACUCACUGCACAUCAGAAAAUACUCACAGGAGAGAAUCCCUGCAUAUGUAGUGAAUGUGAGAAAUCCUUCAGUGAGGAAAUAUACCUUUCAAAACAUCAAAGCAAAUAUCCAGAGAAGUCCUUUAAGUAUACCAAAUAUGCAGAAUCUAUCUUUCAGAAGUCAGACUUGACUUUACAGCCUCAAACUUACAGAGAAGAGAAAUGCUGUGAAUGUGAUGAAUGUAAGAAAUCUUUUGCCCAGAUUUCUGCUCUCAGCUGGCAUCAGAGAACUCUCACAGAGGAGAAAACUUAUGCAUGUAACAAAUGUGGAACAUCUUUCACCCAGAAGCUAGAUCUUAGUGUUCAUCAGGGAAUACACACAGGAGAGAAACCUCAUGAAUAUAACAAAUGUGGGAAUCAUUUCAAACAAAUGUCAAGUCUCAAUGAAUAUCAGAAAUCUUACCUAGGUAGGAACCGUUAUGUUUGCAACAUAUGCAAAAAGUUUUUUAGGCGGAUGUCCUAUCUCAGAUUGCAUCAAAGAAGACACACAGGAGAGAGGCCUUAUGCAUGUAACACAUGCGGAAAGGCUUUCACACGUCGGACAAGUCUCUCUGUACAUCUGAGAAGACACACAGGAGAGAAGCCUUAUGAAUGUAACACGUGUGGAAAGGCUUUCAUGCAAGAAUCAAUCCUCAAUGCUCAUCAGAGAAUACACACAGGAGAGAAACCUUACGCAUGUAACACAUGUGGAAAGGCUUUCACACGAAAGUCACAACUCAGUGUGCAUCAAGCAACACACACAGGAGAGAAACCAUAUGAAUGUAACAAAUGUGGAAGGUCUUUUAUGCAAAACUGUGUCCUCAGAGUGCAUCAGAGAACACACACAGGAGAGAAGCCUUAUAAAUGUAACACCUGUGGAAAGGCUUUCAUGCAGCGGACAAGUCUCUGUUUGCAUCAAAAAAAACACACAGGAGAGAAGCCUUAUGAAUGUAACACCUGUGGAAAGGCUUUCGUGCAGCGGACAAGUCUCUGUUUGCAUCAAAAAAGACACACAGGAGAGAAGCCUUAUGAAUGUAACACCUGUGGAAAGGCUUUCGUGCUGAAAUCAAUCCUCAAUACUCAUCAGAGAACACACACAGGAGAGAAACCUUAUGAAUGUAAAAAAUGUGGAAAGUCUUUUAAGUGGAGCUCAUGUCUCAGAACUCAUCAAAGAAUACACACAGGAGAGAGACCUUACGAAUGUAACAAAUGUGGAAAGACCUUCAAGCGAAAGUCACAUCUCAAUGUGCAUCAAAGGACACACACAGGAGAGAAACCGUAUGAAUGUAACACAUGUGGAAAGGCUUUUAAGCAAAAAUCACAUCUCAGUGUGCACCAAACAACACACACAGGAAAGAAACCUUAUGAAUGUAACACAUGUGGAAAGGCAUUCACGCGAAAGUCUUAUCUCAGCAAGCAUCAAAGAACACACUCAGGAGAGAAAGUUUAUGAAUGUAACACUUGUGGAAAGGCUUUCAAGCAAAAGUCACAUCUCAGUGUGCACCAAACAACACAUACGGGAAAGAAACCUUAUAAAUGUAAUACAUGUGGAAAGGCUUUCAAGCAAAAGUCACAUCUCAGUGUGCACCAAACAACACACACAGGAAAGAAACCUUAUGAAUGUAACACAUGUGGAAAGGCUUUCAAGCGAAAGUCAUAUCUCAGGAAGCAUCAGAGAACACACACACACGAGAGAAACCUUAUGAAUAAACCAUAUGAAUGUAACACAUGUGGAAAGUCUUUCAGCCAGAUGUCAUAUCUCUGCAGGCAUCGGAAAACACACACAGGAGAGAAACCAUAUGAAUGUAACACAUGUGGAAAGUCUUUCAGACUGAUGUCAUAUCUCCAUAAACAUCAGAAAACACACACAAGAGAGAAGCCAUAUAAAUGUGACACAUGUGGACAGUCUUUUGUCUUCAAGUCAAACUUCCAUAUGCAUCAGAUAACACACACAGGAGAAAAACCAUAUGAAUGUAACACAUGUGGAAAGUCUUUCAGAGAGAUGUCACAUCUUUGUAUGCAUCAAAGAACACACACAGGAGAGAAACCAUAUGAAUGUAGCACAUGUGGAAAGUCUUUCCUCUCCAAGUCAAACUUCAAUGUGCAUCAGAGAAUACACACAGGAGAAAAACCUUAUGAAUGUAACACAUGUGGAAAGUCUUUCAGAUGGAUGUCCCAUCUUCCUCUGCAUCAGAGAACACACACAGGAGAGAAACCAUAUGAAUGUAACACAUGUGGAAAGUCUUUCAGAUGCACGUCACAUCUUCGUAUGCAUCAGAGAACACACACAGGAGAGAAAUCCUAUGAAUGUAACAAAUGUGGAAAGUCUUUCUACUACAAGUCCAGCCUUAGUGUGCAUCAGAGAACACACACAGGAGAGAAACCUUAUGAAUGUAACACAUGUGGAAAGUGUUUCCGACAGAUGUCACAUCUCUGCAGGCAUCAGAGAACACACACAUGAAAGAAACCUUAUGAAUGUAACACAUGGAAAGUCUUUCAGCAGGAUGUCAUGUCUCUACAAGUACCAGAGCACACACACAAAGAAAUCUUAUGAAUGGAAAGUGUUUCAGCCAGAAAUCAAACCUUGGCAGGCAUCAAAAAAUUCACACAUGAGCAAAACUUUAUGAAUGUAAAAAAAAAUGUAAGUCUCAAGCACAAUUCAGCCUUCACUAAGCAUCAGAGAUGCCAUAUGAAUGUAAGACAUGUGGAAAGUCUUUCAGGCAAAUAGCAAAUCUCUGUAUGCAUUAGAGCACAUGCAGGAGAGAAAUCUUAGGAAUAUAACAAAUAUGGAAGUUUUUCUACUACAAGUGAAGCCUCAACCUUCAUCAGAGAACACAGACAGGAACCUUAUGAAUGUAACAAUUAUGGAAGGUCUUUCAAGCAGAAGUUCAACAUCAGAAUUCACACAAGAGAGAAACCUUAUGAAAGAAAUGUGGAAAGAAUUCACCUACAAGUCAGAUGUUAGCAGACAUCAGAGUUUACACAGGAGAGAGCUCUACCCUAAAUUGGACAGAUGGAAAAGAAGCUUCUAAGAGCUUUGAACUUUUGUACGAGACCCCUUCAACCCCUACACCUCUUUUAAGAGUAUCAAAAAUUGGAGAGGUUGAUGUUGAGCCAGCAUACUUUGGCCAAAUACUUAAUGGAACCAACUAUGUUGGACUAUGAAAUGGUGCACUUUCAGCCUUCUCAAAUUGCAGUAGAAG